Anoplophora glabripennis (Asian longhorned beetle) is the source of this 1511-nucleotide messenger RNA. RefSeq lists its product as uncharacterized. The transcript is spliced from 2 exons. The record is from RefSeq and is a predicted model, not a curated record. NCBI's taxonomy places the organism in Eukaryota, Metazoa, Arthropoda, Insecta, Coleoptera, Cerambycidae. Bases 78 to 650 code for a protein of 190 amino acids.
UAAGGCUUGACGUGUGUUCGUCCUUGUUUAACUCGCGAUAGUUCAAUAUCUUUCAUCUUCUUCCAACACUUGUUUUGAUGUUCGACUUCUUGACAUAUCAAAUCAAGCGCACCAUCCAGGUUGAGAACGAAUGUAAACAUUUGGGAAAAUUUUCUAUCCAGGGGAAAAUGUACUGCGAAGAUGUAGAGACCGAGGUUCAAAGACCAUGUUUGAGUGAACUAGAUAGUGCCCUAAACGAGCUAGGAAUGCUGGCCAACAGUGUCAAGUCCAGGGAGGAGUAUUUGUCGGAAAUCCAGAACAAAAAGUACCCAAACAUGGUGAUGAUAAACACUAGGUACGUCAGCAAUGUGUCUAUCGGUUGCAGAGCCAAGCCGGUAGCUUCCCACGUUAGGUACAAACCGUACAAGCUGCCAAAGGAGAGGCACCGGACCAGAUCUGAGAAUAACGACAAAGAGACUGUAGAUAUAGUUAAGACCGUGAUCGAUGACUGUUUAGAUAGCUCGUUAGAUGAGAUAAGGUAUUUGAAGAAAGCCAAGUCAUUAGAAAGUAUUAUUGCGGAGACCGCUCAGGCAUCGGAUUGCGGAUUAAGUAAACCAUCCGAGGUAGAGGUCGUUUCUAAGUCUAUACAGAACUUAAGGGUCAAAGAGUAGUGUUCGUAUUCGUAGGUUUUUAAAUUUAGCAAUGUCCAUCUGUCGGUGGCUUUACUCGUCAUCUAUGUAAAAGAUUUUUUUGAGUUAAGGCAGCGUGAGACACUCGCUCUUAAGACUGUAUUAGUACGCACACGGAAUGGAAAAAAACGUCUCAAAUCUGGUUCAUUUAAUUUCUCUUUUAAUGUAGGAGACCUUAGAGAACUAUAUGAAGAGUGGAUUAUUACGUAAAUCUUAUAUAGCAACUUUUUAUUUUCCAUUAUGAAGAACUAGUCACUUGGACGAGAAAAUAACUGUUUUUAAAUUUAAAGUGAAUAAGUGUCGGGAGUUUGUUAAAAAUUGGCACGAUUUCAAUGUUUUGAAAAACUAUCCGUUAAUAAAAACGGAAUGUAGUCUAGGAAAAUAAUUUUCCUAUUAAAAGUACAAUCAUAAUUUUAAAAAAUAAGAAAUCAAGAUGUAUGUCAAUAGUUUCUUUGAUUUCUGUCUAUAAUUUUGGAAAAACACAUUUUUGUAUUUUUGAUAAAUUCAUAAUUUCGGAUUUUGCCACUACUUUUUGCAUAAUUACUACGGUUCUUUGUUUCAUAAUGAAAUAAUUAUUAACCACUUUAGAUUAUAAUCAUUACAUUUGUAAUGGGUAUUAAGCGACAAUAGAGUUUAGACGGUUGAAAUGUCCCGUCAGGAAAAUUAAAUUUGAACCAAAAUUGACUGAAAAUAUACCUAAUAUUGUAUUAUCUGAUUAAAUCUUUGUAGAUACAAAAUUAAUUUUUCCAUUGUUACCUAUAUUGUAUGUUUUUUAUUUAUAGCUGAUAGAAUUUCUACUCGCAAAGUUUUUAACAUGGUUAAACAAUAUAUGUAUACUGAAAA